Messenger RNA from Bolinopsis microptera, 2634 nucleotides. Its product is annotated as cellular tumor antigen p53-like. Lineage: Eukaryota; Metazoa; Ctenophora; Tentaculata; Lobata; Bolinopsidae. The coding region runs from base 18 to 1361 and encodes 447 amino acids. The record is from RefSeq and is a predicted model, not a curated record. Gene Ontology annotation, cellular component: nucleus. Gene Ontology annotation, biological process: apoptotic process; regulation of transcription by RNA polymerase II. The transcript has 12 exons. Gene Ontology annotation, molecular function: RNA polymerase II cis-regulatory region sequence-specific DNA binding; DNA-binding transcription factor activity, RNA polymerase II-specific; protein binding.
CCAGGUACCAAGUCCAAAUGUCAUCAGCUUCAGAUGCAGAUGAAAUCAAGUUUAGUCAGGAGAGUUUGUCUCUUCUCUUCACUGGUGGAGCGACGGGGGUUUCUUUAGAACACCACAUCCCAACGACCUCGUUGUACAGCCCAGAUCCGAAUUUUGAUACCAGUUUGCCACGAACUACGUCCAUGUCCUCAUUUACCUCCACCCAGUAUCCCAGAGCUGGUCCGAGUCAACCAACAGUGAUCCCCAUUCACGUCACUCAGGAUCAAGAAAUUCGAACAGACAACAUGCAGGGCAGCUACGGGUUUGAUCUCAAAUUCGAGGAGAGAAAGGAGUUUCCUAAGAACCAUCCAUGUUGCUACUCCAGGGUUAAGGAUGCUAUAAUCGUGAAGGACCACACCGCAAUACCUUUCACAUUCCUGAGUAAUUAUAGUAUGCGGGACUUUAGGAUCAGAAUCACCGCUGUGUUUACGAGUAAAGACAACUUUAACAUCCCUGUUCUGCCUUGUAAUAACCAUUCUGGAUCCAGUCAAGGACCGCCGAGGGAGUUUGUUUCGUGCAACAACGCAAAUGCAGUGGACUAUAAAGAUGAUGAAAGACACCACAUCUUACUUCCACUCAUACACUGUCGAGAUGUGUCUGGUAACGGAACGGAACUGAUCGAAAACUUCCAGUUUAACUGCAGAAGCAGCUGCACUAUGAAGUCGGGGAACAAAGGGAUCAACAACAGAGCGCUCUCUUUGAUAUUCCAGCUAGAAACAGAUCACGGGGUUCCUCUCGGAAGACGAGUAGUCAGCCUGAAAGUAGCAGUCUCACCGGGCAGGGACAUCAUGACGCUGAUAAACGCGGAAGGAAAACGCGGGAGGAAAAGGUCACGUACUCAGUCAGAGGUGGCAGAGAGCAGUUCCAGUGCAAGUACUCAAAGUGCUGGGAAGACAUCUCCCAAAGAAUCAAAGAAACGUGUCAAGGCAAAGAGCAUGUCAGGCAACCAUAAGUACACAGUAGUGUGUCAACACAGGAGAACCCAGAAACUGAUCCGCACGAUAGCUGGAUACUGUGGGGGUCUUGAUGAUGCGUAUUUGGGGGGUGAGCCUUACAGUCAGACUUCUGUUGGAACCCAAGAAAAUGGCUCGCAGCCCGACCAAUACUCAUUAGAAGGUUGGCUCUCACGAUAUGGUCUGGAAUGCUACACAGAACAGUUGGAAGAGGCGGGAUUCGGAUCACCCACUAAUUUCCAGUGUGUUCAGGAAAGUGAUCUGGACAAGUUGGAGAUAUUUGACAAGUGUCAUCGGCUAACUAUCCUGCAUGCAGCCAAGCGGAUCCUCAUCAGAGGAGUAGCUAACAUCGUGAAGGGGGAAUGUUAGAAUUUUAUGCACGAAAAUAAAAUCGAAUUCCCUUCCCACAAGGACUCCGUAUUCGUUGUAUACUCAACGUAAUGUGUUUUAUUUGACAAUUUUGCAUUCUGCAGAUCAAAUUUCAUCUCGAGAAAUCCGCCCAAAUCAAUAGCGAGAUCAAACCCUACAUGUCAAUUACACGCGAACAUUGUUAAAUUUCAAAUAUUAUUCUCGUCAGAAACAAACCGCUUCAAUGCAUUAAUAUGCAAUGCUUUUAUAAUUAUACAUAUCAUUGAAUUUGUAUAUUUCUGAAUAAGUUUCGAUGUUCAAUUUAUUUAAUAUUAUACAGCUUAAUUAAUAUUAUCCAGCUAAUUUAUUAAAUUACUUAUUCAGAUAUUUUCAUUUUAUUCUCUCGAUGUUGAAAGGUUUUAUUUUACCCCACCUUGAUAUUGAUCGGUAGUUUUGAAUUGCAAUUGUUUUUAAAAUUUAAUUAAUCAGUUUUUUAGUUUUCUAAAUUUUGUUUUAUAUUAGUCAACUAGCAUGUGGAUUGGGGUGUUGUGAUGACUUAUAACUCUCUUUAUAAACUCUGUAGUACAGCAUCUUAGUAUUUGUAACCAGAGAAACUAUUCGAGGUUUUUCCAGGACCUAUGGAUUCUAACUAUCUCCUUAGGGGUACUUCACAUUACGUAAUCAUGGCUUGAUCCCCCCAUUAUUGUUGACUUUUUUCUCUGGAAAACACUUUUCUCUACGUUCAUGCUACUUUGAUCAUUAUGAGCCGAAAUCAUUUUUAUGAAAAAAUAUUGUCAAAUUUAUUCUAGAGGGUAAAAACCGUGUUAAUUUGUAGCUCUUAAUUUUCUUAACGGUGACAUUCAUCAAGAGAUAUAAUCAUUAAUGAACUUCAACUUUAAAAAGGUUAUGAAUUUGAAGGUUUUUUAUACGUUACAAUUAUGUUCAGAAUAUCAGACCAUUCUCUUUUUAAUCUCUAUUUAAUUAUUUGUUUUAAUGUCACUCGUAUAACGACAAUAAUUCAAUAACAUAAGUUUUAAAGUAAGAUUUAUUAUAAAUUAAUAAUUCAGUUUAACCGGGGGUUGAACUUUGAUAUGCAAAUGUAGCCAAUAUAUUACAUCAACAGUAUAGAAAACAUCCUCGAGGAGGUCACGUUUUCAGUCUUUCCUCGGCUUUGAGCUAAACUAUAACUCCUAAUAUGGACAUAAAUAUUAAAUAUUUAGAUAAUAGUUUAAUAGAUAAUCCAAUUCCACCCAACAUGUUUGUAGGAUUCACAUUUCUUUAGUUUCCUGCGAUC